GUCAAUCAGAGCGUUCCAAGAGCAGGCAAAGAAACUUUGGACUGACAGACAGACACCGGUCAGGGAGAGAGGCAGAGUUGAUCCAGGGAAUUCCUGGCAUACAGUGGAGAGGAAGGACUUUGAAUAUGCUUCAGAUUCACAUGAAUAAGGCAACCCCUUUAUGAGGAAACCUCUUGACUUGAAAGCAACUUCACAGAGGAGCGUUCAUCCAUCUACCCCAACCUUCCCUUGAAAAGUGCAAUUUCUGUGGUUUAAUAUCCGUUUCUCUUCAAUCAACAACCACAGAAAUUACCUCUCACUUGAAGGCAAAUUCCAGCCAAAAAUGCUUUUAGUCCCAUCCUUUCUCAUACUGAUCCUCGCCUGCCCUGCCCUCCUGACUCAAUCCGGUUCCCAGAACCUACGGACCGGGGGGCAAAGGGGACCCAGGGACACAAAGCCAGAAGAUGGCAGGCACCCGAUCAAAGUGAUCUCAGAGACAUGUUUUCAGGGGGACACAUCGGACUCCGGUCCGACCCAGGGCAAGGAGCUGAACCUCGAGCCUGGUUCUCCUUUGGUCCUUACCCAUCGGAUCCGACUGAUUCCUGGGUCGUGCGGAGGUGGGUGCGAGGCCGAGUUUGCCUCUCUACGAGACCGUGUGGAGAGACUGGAAAAGGAGGUGUCUGCCCUGAGAGAGAAGUGUGGAGGGGCAGAAGGGGGCUGCUGCACUUCCCAGCAGAGCAAAGGUGCUGGAUGUACCAUCAAGCCGGAGACUGAUGACUGUCCUAACGAGUGCAGUGAUCAGGGACGUUGUGAGGACGGCAAGUGUCUCUGCUUUCCAGGGUUCAGGGGGCCCGACUGCAGUUUGUCCGACUGCCCCGGGAACUGCAAUGACAAGGGAAAGUGUGUGAACGGCCAGUGUGUGUGUGACCCAGGUUUCACAGGGCCAGACUGCUCUUCAGUGUCCUGCCCCAGUAACUGUAACAACAAGGGACAAUGCGUCGAUGGACAGUGUGUUUGUAACCAAGGUUUCACAGGGCCGGACUGCUCUUCAGUGUCCUGCCCCGGUAACUGUAACAACAAGGGACGAUGCGUCGAUGGACAGUGUGUUUGUAACCCAGGUUUCACAGGGCCUGACUGCUCUUCAGUGUCCUGCCCCGGUAACUGUAACAACAAGGGACGAUGCGUCGACGGACAGUGUGUUUGUAACCCAGGUUUCACAGGACCUGACUGUUCUUCAGUGUCCUGCCCCGGUAACUGUAACAACAAGGGACAAUGCGUCGACGGACAGUGUGUUUGUAACCCAGGUUUCACAGGACCUGACUGCUCUUCAGUGUCCUGCCCCGGAAACUGUAACAACAAGGGACGAUGCGUCGAUGGCCAGUGUGUUUGUAACCCAGGUUUCACAGGACCUGACUGCUCCACCAAGGCAUGCCCUGGUAAUUGCAAAAACAGGGGAAAGUGUGUGAAAGGCAAGUGUGUGUGUGAUAGCGGUUUUACGGGCCCAGACUGUUCUACCAAGCCCUGCCCUGGAAACUGCAGCAACCGUGGAAAGUGUGUGAAUGGCCAAUGUGUCUGCGAUAGCGGCUUUACAGGGCCGGACUGUUCUGCCAAAGCAUGUCCCAAUAACUGCAGCAACAAGGGAAAGUGCGUUAACGGGAAAUGUGUAUGUGAAGUGGGCUUCACCGGACAGGACUGUGCCACCAAGAGCUGUCCCAAUAACUGCAGUAACAAAGGGCGGUGUGUGAAGGGAAGGUGUGUAUGCCAGCGUGGUUUUGCCGCGCCAGACUGCAUGCAGUGUGAAUCUGGGUUCACUGGAGCGGACUGUGGCACUGCCAUGUCUGGUGUGUCGCAACUCAGAACCAAGGACAUCACUGAAUCCUCAGUCACCCUCUUCUGGACUCCACCUCCAGUCCAGUAUGACACCUACCACCUCACUUUCGUCAGCCAGAAAGAGGGCGAUCAACAGAUAACAUCCCAAGUUGGAGGCAAGCUCACCACCUACACCCAAACAGGCCUGGCGGCUGGGCAGGAAUACACGGUGACAGUCAAGGGAGAAAUAGAUGGGAAAUUGGGUGCUAACAGCACAGCAGAAUUCACCACUCUUAUCUCUGGUCCCACAAACCUUCGAGUUGUCAAGACAACCACGACAUCCGCAGUCGUACAAUGGGAACAAUCGCAGGGGGACAUUGACAGGUAUCGCUUAAGUGUUGAACCCCAUCAGAAAGACGGAAAUGCCAAAGGUAGACAAGAGUUAACCCUGCCUCCUGAGCGGGACUCAGCCCAGAUUGAUGGUUUGGACCCGGGACGUUUGUAUGACAUCACACUGGUGGCAGAAAAAGGCAAAAUCAAGAGCAAGCCAGCAACAGUCCAAGUCACUCCUGGAAAAUCCACAAAAACAAUAUCCAGGAAGGCAAUAGAAACUGCGACCUCACACAUAGCAACAGGAGUACGAAUCCACAAGGGACAAGCAGAAGGAAAUACAAAGCCUAUGAGGGUUAACAAGAAGACCACAGGUGAAGGGCCAGAGAUGACAAAGACUAUACAAGGACCAGGCUCUGGAACAGUUUAUGGCACCAACAGAACCAAAGAGAACCCUUCUAAUUCAACCAGUACAAGACUUCUUGUCAACAAAAAAGAAAAGGUUGUACCUAAAAUCAAUGGUAAAAUAACCUUGAACAGGCGACCACAAAUUGGAGACUCGAUCCGCUUUAAUGGUACAAGAGUUAUCCAAGGUGUGAGAAGAGUGGGUCAGAGUCUCCUACAAAAGCCUGCAAGCAGAAAUCCAAUACUGGGCAUCAAAAAGACUGUAGAUGAUGAGUCUAAACCAAAAAACCCAAUUGCUGGUGACAAGACUAAGGCAAUAACUGUUAAAGACACUAAACUGGAGAUAAAUCUUCGUGGAGAAAAUAGUGGAACUUUGACCAAGACACAUCCUGCUGUAAUCCUUCCUGAAAUUCCUCACAUAAAGGACCUAUCAGACACCAAACAUGGUAGAGAGACCGAAAUAAAUGGACCAGGACCCGGGAGAGAGGGCUUGGAACAUACAAUCACUGGUCACCGAUAUCCAACUGCCUCUUCACCUUCACUAGAAUCACCAGCUUCCAAUAAGCCACAGCCUACUUCAGCUCCUCCAAAACCUGAUCAAUCAAAGGCUGGUAAGGCAUUGUCUGUUUCCCCUGCCCGUUUCUCAACCCUGCCUCCAGAUGCUCAGCCAAAGAGGCCACCAGUGUCCUCCAAUGAAUCAGAACAAAGUGGUAAAGGAGACCAUUCAGCUUCUGUCAAUUCAGAGGAAUUGCACUCCACCAAAGAUGGUGCUGCCGUGAUAGUGGACGGUCACGACACAUACAGGGACAUAAUAGGUGGCAGGGUACGGUCUAGCACGGAACAAAACAAGACUCUGACAGUGGGCGGCACAUCACCUGUUCGCCAAUUACCUCCAAAGUUGACUCGGCUGCCACGCCCAUACCCAAAUAUGGGACCAUUUCAAAACAGGACCCGAUCAUACCCGAGACCUCCUCAGCAUUUGUCAAGAGGUCCCGUACGCAGUCCUCUCCCGCCUAAACAGAUAAACAGAGGCGACAACAGCAUUAUCAUUCAAACCACGCAACCGGGGGGAAAGGGCACCUACAGCACCACACAGAACGAGACGAGCACAGAUCUGACACCCAAAGAUCUACUCCAGAGAAAAAAUGCCACAGCUACAGCGCAAGGUUACACCCAUCGGAGAAGUGAGGAUAGCUCCCGCCAAAUGGGCCACAAUUCAAAAACAGGACAUCAUGACUUUGGCAGCCUAGUGGAUACAACUGCAGUUUCAAGAGGUAGUCCAAACCAGAUAAAUGGAUCAGAUGUCCCCACUACCAUAACAAAUGGCCAGCCUCUAAUCUCAGUAGGGGUUCGAAGCUUAACCUCUGGGGGUUUCAUACUCAUUUGGGGAGCACCAGAGGGGAUGUACAAGAACUUCAUAGUAACAAGAGAAGAACAAGGUAGUAAGAAGGAGGCAAAGAAAGGUAAUGAAGAGGAGGGGGAGGCACAAACUGAUAAGGAGAUCAAGGGGAAUAAGGAGGUGAGCGAAAGGGAGGUGAGUCAGGGUAAGAACGGAGGGGAGGAAAAGAGUGUUUCCAACAGGAGAAAUGAUCAUAAUGGUCAGCGCAGCAACAGCAAUACUACAGCUAAAGUUGAGAGAAGAAUUCUCAAAUUCUCCAAAGUCCUUCCGGGGUCGGCUCGCUCAUUCCCAUUCAAGGAUCUUCAGCCGCAGACCCACUACUCCUUGUCUGUGUUUGGGAAAGGUCCCGGAAUACGCUCGAAAAUUCACAGACUCAUCGUCCGUACAGGUCCAGAACCUCCCUCGGGUCUUCUCUUCAGUGAUGUGACAGACACUUCUCUCUAUGUGUCCUGGACCAAGCCAAAGAGUCCAGUGAGUGGCUUCAAGGUCACCUACACUAACACAAUGGAAGGGGAGCCUGUCUCUGUACUGGUGGACCCUGGGGAUUCCACCCUGCCACUGUCCAAGCUCACUCCGGGGUCCUCCUAUGAGGUCAGUGUGAUAUCUAUUCUUGGACAGGACGAGAGCGAUACAAUCAAAGACCUGGUUGUGACACUCCCUGACCCUCCAACGGACCUCCGGGCCAUUAAUGUCACAGACACCAAGGCCUUGCUGCUAUGGCGACCAGCACUAGCAACAGUCGACCGUUAUGUCGUAGUUUAUGGCUCUGAAAAAGGCUCAGAUGAGCGGAUGAUCACUGUGUCGGGCAACGCAGCCGAGCAGCAGCUGAAGGAGCUUCAGCCGUCCACCACAUACACCGUCAGAGUGACCAGUCAGCUGGGCAGCCGGGACAGCUCUCCCGCCACUGCCGUCUUCACCACCACCAGGGGGUCGGACGGGGAUGUCCUGCGUGACCUGGAGGCCAGUCAGGUGACCGCUCGCUCCGCGCUGUUGACGUGGAAGGCCCCCUCAGCCGCGGUGGGAAGCUACAGGCUGAGCUAUCAGACCGUGGGACAGGAAAUUCAGGAAGUUACCGUUGACUCCACAGAAACGGAGUUCAUGCUGACCAGGCUGCAUCCCCUAUCCAAGUACACUGUGCAGCUACAGGGAGAGAGGGGAGGAAGCCACACGGCUGCGCUUUCCACGGAGUUCACGACAGGGAAUCUCCGAUACCCCUUCCCAAGUGACUGUUCCCAGGAGCUGCUGAACGGGAUUCGUGAGUCUGGAGAGGUAGAGAUCUUCCCCAAGGGAAAGCAGGGCAAACCACUUUUGGUCUACUGUGACCAAGAGACUGAUGGGGGCGGCUGGACGGUCUUCCAGCGAAGGAUGAAUGGGAAAACUGACUUCUUUAGAGGCUGGAAGAACUACAGCCGAGGGUUUGGAGAACUAAGUGGGGAAUUUUGGCUGGGUAACGAGAACCUACACGAUCUAACCAGCGUGGCACCGAUGACACUACGCGUGGACUUGCGCGUAGGGGACGAGUCCGUGUUCGCCAAGUACUCCACGUUCUCAGUGGACACCUUCAGGAGGAACUACGCGCUCAAGGUGUCCGGGUACAGCGGCACGGCGGGUGACUCUAUGAGUUACCACAACGGACGGCCCUUCUCUACUAAAGACAGGGACCCCAUGCCCUUCAUCACCCGCUGCGCCAUGUCCUACAGGGGGGGCUGGUGGUACAAGAACUGCCACGAGGCCAACCUGAACGGCCUCUACAACACCAACGUCCACCACCAGGGAGUGAUCUGGACUACCUGGAAAGGCAAAGAUUUUUCCAUCCCUUCCACUGAGAUGAAGUUCCGGCCAGCAUCGUUCACUCCUCCGGUUCAGGGAUAAGUGGUGGACCAAUAAUUAGAAGGGGAGAAAGGCACACUAUUAUUAACACACGCGCGCACACACACUCAAUCAUGCAUGCAUGAACAGUAUGCAUCUAUUAGCUACCGUUUGAAAAUGUCUGUGCCUUGCUCUCCAGACUAAAGCGAUCAGAUUUUUUCAAAUGUAUAGAGGACAGUAACCUGUAUGUUACUGUAUAUUGUACAGUUUCUAGAUUACCUUUGCAAUUUCCUUUUUUUUAUUAUUCUUAAGUGUUGUGGUACCCCUCGUUUCAGCUGUAAAAAUGUAUGCACUGUCCCCUCACUACGAUGAUACAACCGUGGAAAUGAGCGGGUGAAUAAUGAAGAUUUUUGUACUGGACUGGUAAUUAUCAAGUUCCUGUGUUUGUCCUUGGUCUUCUUGGAUGUUGAUGUAUGUAUUCUCAAAAUGUGGUACACAAUAAUAAAAGAAUGGUAGCAGAUGCUGCCCAUUAAAAGUG
Messenger RNA from Esox lucius (northern pike), 6269 nucleotides. RefSeq names its product tenascin-X. The transcript is spliced from 18 exons. Lineage: Eukaryota; Metazoa; Chordata; Actinopteri; Esociformes; Esocidae. The record is from RefSeq and is a predicted model, not a curated record. The coding region runs from base 323 to 5794 and encodes 1823 amino acids. Gene Ontology annotation, molecular function: protein binding.